Clarias gariepinus (North African catfish) is the source of this 4035-nucleotide messenger RNA. It is a transcript of the gene slc37a1, whose product is annotated as solute carrier family 37 member 1. Gene Ontology annotation, biological process: glucose-6-phosphate transport; phosphate ion transmembrane transport. Gene Ontology annotation, molecular function: glucose 6-phosphate:phosphate antiporter activity. Gene Ontology annotation, cellular component: endoplasmic reticulum membrane. NCBI's taxonomy places the organism in Eukaryota, Metazoa, Chordata, Actinopteri, Siluriformes, Clariidae. The record is from RefSeq and is a predicted model, not a curated record. The transcript is spliced from 20 exons. The coding region runs from base 269 to 1864 and encodes 531 amino acids.
CCCUUUUGGUGGCUGCUUUCAUGCCCGUGGUUACUGAAGAAGAAGGAGGAAGUGGAGCUGAGCUCCGGUUAUGAUUCGGCUUUUUUAUUAAAGAAUUAAAGGUGUCAUCUCAUGGAGCCCAUCCGUCCUGCAUUAUGUCCCUUCUUGAUGACAUCACAGGCCCGUUCCUGCCAGAGCUGAGUGCCGUGAUCGCGUGUUUCCUCACAUCAUCUCUUCUGUCUCGGUGAAGUCAAUCCACUGUGUGCUAACCUCACUGACAGCCUCGAACAUGGCUCCUGUACCCCCUGGCAUUCGCUUCCUGGCGUCCUUUAACCGGGACCAGUGGUACCGAGCCUUUACGUUCGUCCUCACGUUCCUGCUCUACACCAGCUUCCACCUGUCCAGGAAGCCCAUCAGCAUUGUAAAGAGUGAACUCCAUAAGAACUGUACGCAGAUUAGAGAGGAGAUGUCUACUGUAAAACACAUCGGCAGUCAACACCCCAUUAUUGCUGAUACAGACUGCAGCUGGAAACCAUUUGAUAAAACAAACUAUAAGCAGCUGUUGGGGGCGAUGGACUACUCCUUCCUGUGUGCUUAUGCUAUAGGCAUGUAUCUGAGUGGAAUCAUCGGAGAGCGUCUGCCCAUCCGUCUCUACCUGAGUGUGGGCAUGCUGACCAGCGGCCUCUUCACCUGUCUGUUCGGACUCGGAUACGUCUACGACAUUCACAACCUCGGAUUCUACAUCUUCGUCCAGAUUGCCAACGGAGUGGUUCAGACUACUGGCUGGCCCAGUGUAGUGACUUGCAUUGGAAACUGGUUUGGCAAGGGCAGACGAGGUCUGAUCAUGGGGCUGUGGAACUCUCACACAUCUGUCGGGAACAUCCUGGGUUCUCUGAUCGCCGCGUACUACGUGUCCUCUAACUGGGGGAUGUCUUUCAUCGUCCCCGGCAUCAUCAUCGCCGUCAUGGGCGUCAUCUGCUUCCUCUUCCUUAUAGAGCACCCAAACGAUCUGAAAGCGAUUACCGCUCAAAAUACCAUCAGUGGUCCCCAGAAGUUGAACAAAAGCUGGAAUGGAGUUAAUGGCCAUAAGGAGCUCUACCUGCAGUUUAAACCAGGAGCAAAAUCCAAGAAUCAGAGCCCCGAUACAGAGCUGUUGUUGGGGCAGGACAGUGUAGGAGUGUGUGUCCCGGUGCAGCAGGUGGUGGUAGUGAAGAGUGAAGCAGAGCCGGGUGCCAUUAGUUUCAUGGGCGCUUUGCGCAUACCGGGUGUUGUGGAGUUCUCCCUUUCCCUGCUGUUUGCUAAGCUGGUCAGCUACACGUUUCUGUUCUGGCUGCCCCUGUACAUCACUAAAGCAGCUCACCUUGAUGCAAAGAAGGCAGGAGAUCUCUCCACCCUGUUUGACGUGGGAGGAAUCGUCGGUGGAAUCCUGGCAGGCGUGAUCUCAGAUAAGAUGGAAAAGAGAGCCACUACGUGUGCUGUGAUGCUGCUCCUGGCUGCUCCAACACUUUAUGGCUUUUCCAUGAUGAGCCAGUUUGGUCUGGGCCCCACUAUCGGGAUGCUGCUGGUGUGUGGAGGGUUAGUGAACGGACCCUAUGCUCUCAUCACGACCGCUGUGUCUGCUGAUCUGGGCACCCAUAAGAGCCUGAAAGGUAACGCCCGUGCUCUGUCAACAGUCACCGCCAUAAUCGAUGGGACAGGGUCUGUGGGUGCUGCGGUAGGCCCCCUGCUGGCCGGGCUGCUCUCUGCACACGGUUGGGAUCAGGUCUUCUACAUGCUUAUGACGGCAGACUUUCUUGCACUACUGCUGUUGCUGAGAUUGGUGUUUAAGGAGAUGAAGUCAAACAAGAAUCAUCCAAGAGCAUCUGUAGAACUUAAGGAGCAUUGAGCACUUUGCACUUAAAUUCGAAUGGAGGAGGAAGGACUUCCCAAACCCGGGACCACCGCUCAAAUCUCUCCUUCUCCGAACCGGACCCACCCAGAACCGGCUUGGUUAACGUCCACUGUGCUUUUGUGUUGCUCUAGCAGUGUAAUGGGACAAACCUGAAACUUGAACUCUUGACAUUGCUGUAUCCUGAGUAGCAGCCUGUUACACGCUUGCCUUUUUUACCGGCUGUGUACAGAGCUAAAGUCCUGCUCCAUCUUCAUCUUCCUCAAACCAAUGAAGUUCUUUUUUAAUGUUUUACAUGUGAGCUGUAUCGGAUCAGUGAAGGAAUUAAGCAUGGUCUAAAUGUUUAUCGCUUCCUUUUGUGUCUGUGUUAGUAGAGUAGGUGUCCUUGUAAUGAGGUGUCGCUUAGUCACAUGCUUACGAGGUGCAGGUAUCUAUUUGGAUCAUGUAAUAUUUAUAGUUUGGAAUCCACUCACUAUUAGUGGAAAUCUAAUGAUAUUUAAAGAUGCAGUGUGUACAGUACGUGUUUGUAUCAGACAUGCUUUAGCUAAACUUUUUCAUUUCUGCUUCAUUUAUUUCUGGGCCUGAAAUGAGCUGUUUUGCCAAAAGAAACAAAGAAAGGGUCAGGUCCGUUAGAUAUAAAGACAAAGCCUGGAUUAAAAAGUUUCCAAUGCUGUUGCAGUUCCCCUUGGAGGCAGCUCUGAAAGUUACAUUGUGCAUUGUCACAGAUGAAGCAUUCAUUCAUUCUUUCAAUUAUUGGAUAAACCUUACAUCUUUCUUUCGGCUGCUCCCGGCGGACCAUCCGAACUGCACACAGGCUGGCCCUUCCUGACACAGCCCUCCCAUAUUUCUAAUCGGGCUUGUGACCGGCACUGCAUGGGAAUUGAACCCGAGCCUUUCCGUUGCAGGCAAAACACCUACCACUAAGCCACCUGUGCCCAAUUUAAAUCUAAUAGGCUUAAAAGAUAACCAGGGUUUAACCCAUAAACGCUGUCAUGGCACUUGCACAUUUUGAUGAGUUGGAUGAGUUUUAAACCCAACCAGUCCAGUGUAUUUUCUGUUGUUGUUUUUUAAAUAUAUAUUUUUUUAUAUAUGUAUAUAAUCUUAAUGCACAAAGUCCAUGCCAGAUGUUAGACAGAGAAGACAAAGACAUGUAGCAUACAUGGCGAGACCAAGACUAGGACUCUGGACUUUCCCAUGUUGCUAAUAAUCAAUGAAAGCUGAAAGAACCUGCUUACACAUAGACAACUAGUUUCAUCCGACUCACAUUCAUUAAUGGAUGUUUUCUUCCUUUCAGCUUCAUCUCUUACCUUUUCAUGUGUUUCCCUUCAAGCACAUGAAAAGUGUAUAGAUAAUUGUGUUGUGUGUGUCUGUGUGUUAUAUAUAUAUUAGAGGGGAGUUAAUGUUAAUAUAUUGUUUUUCAUUCACAUCUGCCUUUCUACAAACCAAAGUCAAAACCUUACGUUAUUUAUAUAAAAAUAUUAUAUUAGGUUAUUUAAAUACUGUGAUUUAAAUCCUGUGGUCCAAAGUGCGUUGAGAUUCUGUGUACAUACUGUAUAUUGAGAUUUUGUUGAGUUAUUUAGGUUCAGAUGCAGACUGAUGUGAACGGUCCUCUGACUGCUUUGCUCUGAUACACAGUGACUGUGUACGCAAGUGUGUUCUGUACUGUGGUGUUAUAGACGGCUCCUCGUUCCUUCAUCAUGGAGAUUUAGGUUUUUUUUUUUCAAACUUUGCUUAGUUAAUUUUCUAUAAUGAGUAUAAAGACGGAAUACACAGUAAGCAAAAGAAACGAGAACUUAAAACAUGAUUCAUCAUCAAUCUUUUAUUCACUUUUAAACUGUUGAAAUCGUUUGACUGAAAUGCUGUGAUAAGGAAUGAUGCAGUUGAAUCUGGUCUGUGGUCCGGCCGUGGAUGUCGCAUUAUAGAUGGUUGAAUGUAUGUUUGUAUAAGAAAGUUGCAUAUACAAAAUUUUUUAAGGGUGUUAAAAUCGUGCCUUGUUUUCUAUUUUAUUGCUCUUUAUAUUGGUUUGUUUUUGUUAUUUUUCUUUAGAAUCCUUUAUGACUCUCUUAGAAAGUCAUUGCAGUAGCUGUGCUGGAUAUUCACUUUGUAUAAAGGAAUUAAAAAGAAUUAAUGUGAACAAGAAUCACAUUAUAAAUAAACAGGAAUAUCAA